Messenger RNA from Myxozyma melibiosi, 2337 nucleotides. RefSeq lists its product as uncharacterized. Lineage: Eukaryota; Fungi; Ascomycota; Lipomycetes; Lipomycetales; Lipomycetaceae. The record is from RefSeq and is a predicted model, not a curated record. The transcript is spliced from 2 exons. The coding region runs from base 1 to 2337 and encodes 778 amino acids. Gene Ontology annotation, biological process: protein catabolic process in the vacuole; cellular response to glucose starvation.
AUGUCGCCGUCGCCAGAUCUCGCAGCGCAACCUCUUGAGCCCCUGCUUUCGGACGCGGCCUCGACCUCGUCCGUCUCCUCCGCAGACACCGCUCUCACCGCCCCAGACCUAGCCGUGCUCUCCUCCUCCUCGGUCUCGACUAUCGUCCCCCAGCAGCAGACGCAGCAGCAGGACCUCCAGCAGCAGCAACAGCCCUCUCAGCCGCAGCACACUCACGACCAGCAGCCCAUGCCGGACGAACAGCAGCCGGCUCUCCCCGCAGUCUCUGCCGCUCCCGAGCUGCUCUACGCCGCCAACGACGACUCCGUCAUCCAAUACGAGCCUUCGCGCCACGUCGACUAUCUCUCCCAUAACUGGCAGGAGGCAGAUAUCUCCUCCUCCUGGCGCUACAUCGUCCUCCGUCGUAAGGAUGUCGCGAACUCAGCCCGUCUCGAAAACGCUUCCUGGCGAACAUGGACAAAGGCCAAAUACAACCUGAAAACCGUCUCACCCGAGAGCGUCAACUGGCUCAAGGACUACGACGUGACCUGGCUCUACGGCCCACUUGCGACGCAGACAACCCGGCCCUUUCUUGACUCCUCACCCAGCAACGAGUCCGCGACCGAACGCAUCCGCAACACCGGCGCGCUCUCUCCUCCCCUGCGAUCCUCAGCUCGAUCGGACACCAUCGAGAGCAGAAGUAACAGCAAGCUUUCAAAGAAGCCGAUUCUGAAGAAGCGCAGCAUGUCUGAGGUCAUGCUCUCGCGGUCAGUCUCGUCCUCGAACCUAAUCAAACAGGCGGCGGCGUCGGUUGCCGCGGAGCGACACCUGCGUGCUCCGGGAACCACGCCGACUACAGCAUCAUACUCAUCCCAUCAGUCUCCAUACAUGUCUCUAUCCCCCGACGAUCGUCGAGAUCCGCGAUUCCCGUCAUCGCUUGUGGCACGGGGCUAUGCGGCCAGCACGGCUAAUUUCAGCGAUCGUUUGACUAUGCUGGACAGCGCCGCGCAGAAGCCAUCGUCGACAAAGCACAUCCACUUCAGCGAUCGCGUCGAGCAGUGCAUUGCGCUGGAAGCCAAAGAUGACGACGAGGAUAGCGGAUCGCACUCGGUCUCGGUUUCGGCUACUUCGAGCGUCACGUCGACAGAUGACGAAGACGAGGACGAAGAGGAACCUGGUUUGUUUCUCAUGGUGCGGUCUGGAUCUGGAUCCUUUCAGCGACCGGCUUCGCUGGAACCGCACACGAUCGCCAAGCUGCCGGCCACGAGACUGAAGUACGUGCCCGAGAUUGACGAUAUGCCGGGAUUGAAGAACAGCAGCGGCAGCAACCAUAGCUCCACAGUUUCGUUCUCUAUGGGCGACGAUGAUGGAGAUGAUGAAUAUGAUGAUGACGAUUACGAUGAUGGAGCUAGCAUCGAGUACAGAAGCGACGAUGAAGAGCAUCGUCGGUAUCGCCAUGGACUAAGCAGCGACGACGAAGAGGAUUAUGAAUACCGAUCAAGAGCGGCUCGGCCAUCGGACGGAUACUUUUCCGCCAACCCUUCUUCGUCGUCGGGAGAUUAUAGCUAUAGACACCGACACGACGAGGAGCCAGAGUCGAAUUUCCUCGAAGACGUGCCGACGCCGACGUUGUCGUCAAUGUCGCGCAACAACUCGAGCUCAAACCUUCGGAAGACCUCGAGCGGCAUCAGCAUUGCCUCGCGCUCGUCGACCUCAAACCUACAGGCUGUCGCCGCUGCCGCACAAGGCGCGACGCACGUUAUCGGAUCGUCGUAUGCGCGUUCUAGAUAUCUUGAAGACGCCUCGGCCGAGCGAAGCAGCGGUGGUGGUUUAGAGUCGACCUCUGAGAGUGACGACGAGGAGAUUGUGGAUAUGGACAGCAACUUGCUUUCGUCGCUGCGGCGCGACAGUGUGGUGCUUGCACGGGGAAGAAUCGGCGAGCCGCUAUCGCCAUCGACGCAGAUCGAUCCUGCAUAUUCUGUGAGCUCUGCGAUUAAUAAUACGCCUGUGUCUGCGCCUGCGCCUGCUGCAGAUGCCGCGGCGAAAGAAGUGAAAGCUGUCGAAAGCAUCAGCAGUGAGAGUAAUGACAAAGCCAACAUCAGCAGCAGCAAGCGGCCCGCGAGUGUAAACUCAGAGGCAUCGGUGCCCACGCCCCCGGUGGUCGACAGUUCAUCCGAGCACUCUGACGACGAGGAAAUCGAGCAGCCGCAGGGGUUCUGGGGUCACGUCACGCAUGCUUUCAGCGCGGCCAAAGAACUAGGCGGUGUGUUUAUGAACGGCGGACGAUGGAAGUCGUCUACCAGUGAAGAAAGACAGGAGCGCAGAGCAUCUGCUGCUGCUGCUGCCGAGAGCGGUUGA